Catharus ustulatus (Swainson's thrush) is the source of this 2988-nucleotide messenger RNA. It is a transcript of the gene POC1B, whose product is annotated as POC1 centriolar protein B. The transcript is spliced from 12 exons. NCBI's taxonomy places the organism in Eukaryota, Metazoa, Chordata, Aves, Passeriformes, Turdidae. Gene Ontology annotation, biological process: cilium assembly. Bases 51 to 1463 code for a protein of 470 amino acids. Gene Ontology annotation, molecular function: protein binding. Gene Ontology annotation, cellular component: ciliary basal body; centriole. The record is from RefSeq and is a predicted model, not a curated record.
GCUCGGCCGGCCGCGCCCGGAGCGCGGGGCUCUCACGGGCCGCUCCGCCCAUGGCCUCCCCGCUGGAGGACCCCAUCCUGAUCCGGCCUUUCCACGGCCACACGGCGGCGGUGACGGGCGUCGCCUUCGACGCGAACGCGGCGGGGCUGGUUACCUGCUCUGUAGAUAGGCUGCUUAUAUUGUGGAAGCUGACGACGCAGUGCAGAGCCUACAGAUUUGAAGGCCAUGCAGAAGCAGUGACAAGUGUAGACUUCUCGCCAGAUGGGCAGGUGCUGGCUUCAGCUUCUCAUGAUCACACUGUCAGGCUGUGGAUUCCUUGCAUUUAUGGAGAAUCAUCAGUACUGAAAGGUCAUACAGCAUCUGUUCGGAGUGUGAACUUCUCCCAUGAUGGCUGCUCUGUAGUUUCAGCAUCCAAUGAUAAAUUAAUAAAAAUAUGGAGUGUUAGCCAUCAGCGCCUUUUGUUUACCCUAUUCCAACACACUGGUUGGGUUCGCUGUGCCAAAUUUUCACCUGAUGGAAGAUUAAUAGCGUCUUGUAGUGAGGACAAAUCUGUUAUCAUCUGGGAUACAAGAAAUAAAAUUUGUGUUAAUAGUUUCUCAGAUUAUGAAGGAUUUGCAACUUUUGUGGAUUUCAACCCAAGUGGAACAUGUAUAGCUUCUGCAGGUUCCAAUAACACAGUGAAACUAUGGGAUAUUCGAACAAACAAACUGCUGCAACAUUUCAAAGUUCACAGAGCAGGGGUUAAUUGUAUAUCAUUCCAUCCUUCUGGUAACUACCUCAUCACUGCUUCUACUGAUGGUACCCUUAAGAUUCUGGACCUCUUAGGAGAAAGACUUAUUUACACUCUUCAUGGACACAAGGGACCUGUACUUUGUGUGGCUUUUUCAAAAGGUGGCGAAAAAUUUGCCUCAGGUGGAAUGGAUACUCAGGUAUUUCUAUGGAAAACCAAUUUUGAUACUUUGGAUUAUGAAGAAGUUCUCAAACACAAUUUUAGAAGAACACAUAUUGAUGAUCCUCCUCAUCUUCUUGAUAUUUACCCAAGGUCAUCUCAUCUCCAUGAAGAUGAAAAUCUUAAUACAGUUGAGGUCGACCCUACCUUUGAUGUGCCUGACAAACAAGCACCUGACCCAGUUGUCAUCAAUAUUAGACCGGUUUCAGGUAUCAGUACUCCUGAUACUGGCAGAAAUGAAGAACUGAGGAGUCCCUCUGCUUCUCCCUCGGCAAGAAGUUCUAAAAGGAAGGUGGAGUUUGAGAGUGGGUCAGCUGAGCAGAAUGUGGAACAGCAGAGAGGCAUCUCCUCCUCCUUGAGCAGGGUUUUGGACCACAUUGUGGGGCAGCUGCAUUUGUUAACUUUAACUGUUUCAAUCCUGGAACAACGUCUUACUUGUGCUGAAGAUAAAUUGAAAGAAUGCAUAAAAGAUCAGCAAAAAAUGUUAAGUGAAGACACAACUAAUAAAAUAUGAAAACUAUAUUGAUGAAUAUGUUUCAUAAAAUCUCAAGGAAUGCUUCUUCACUGGAUUUUGCUAUAUGCAAAAACAUCAAAUCAAAGUAAUAAAAAUGUAAGAAAUUUUUUUUAAAAAGUUUCAAACAUUGGUAGCAAGCAGAUAUUCUGGUUAUCUAUUCAAUGAAGUGUAGCCCAAUCAAAACUAGUAUUUUGUAAAUCAUUUCCAUUGAACAUUACAGGACUCUUAUUUCAAACUAACAAGAUGUUUGAAUAUAACUAAGCCACAAACGACAUAAUUUUAGAUGAAUUGCAGUUAUUGUGCAGGUUACCACUCUGUAGAUUUUUAAACUCAGGCAAGGGUUGUGAAAAUAAUGUUCUUUGGCUAAGACAACAUUACUUAAACACCUAAAUAAAAUUAGACAUAAUGCCAAAAAUACUAGAGGUGUUCUUUGUCCCUUACAUAUGCUCAAGUAGUGAGUUAUUCUGUGUCUUCUAAACAUUUUGGUAAUGAUUGCAAGAAGAUGCAGUGAGAAAACUUCUAGUGACAAAUACAAAAACUAAGUCAUUUAAACUUUGAAGCUAUAAUUGCAUCUAUGUGUAUUCAGCUGCAAAACUGAUGUAUUUGAACACUUCUGCUUAUCUCAUCCCCAUCAAAAUUCUUUUUUCAUGUUUACAAAAACAUAAAUCAGCUUUAUACUUCUGAAGAAUAUAUUUGAACCAAGCACAAAAUUAUGCAAAAUCUAGGUCAUAAAUACAAAAGAUUCCUAACAGAAUCUUAACAGAAUGUCCACAUGUGCUCAAGCUUUGCAUGCUAUGAAUGUACCCCAUCAGGUAAUGCAUUGUGAAUGCAGACAUAAGUCGGGAAAAACUUUGUACUGUAUUAUGAUUUGGGUUUUAUUUUUAAUAAAAAUGCAAUUCUUAGAAAGAUGAUUUUAGGUCUUAUUUUUUAAUGGAAAAUAUUUAUUUUCUUUUUGUCUAUGUUAUUCUUUUAAACGGCAAUUGCACAACACCUGUUGUAAAUCCACAGUCAAAACUAGUUAAUCAUCCAUUUCUGUAACUUUACAUAUAUGGUGAAAAAUAGGACACUUGAAAUGGGGGGAGCAUUUUAAUCCAAUUCUGCAACUGACUGUAUAUAGAUAAAGCCCAUUUCCAAGGCUGAACCUCAUUAACAUCAACAGAGUUCAACUUUAGUACACAAGCUCGCUGUGCAAAUAUGACUGCAGUUCAAGCCACAGAAACGUGCAGUCAAUUUUUCUUGUAUAACUUACUUUUCUCUCUCGACAACCACCUUCAGAUAGCCAGACAUCACCUCACUUCCUUGGUUAACUCUAGUUUUUACCAAUAGGUACUCCAUAUUUGCAGCUCAGUCUUGAGCACUACUGGUUAUGGCAAAGAAGCAGCCUCUUAUAAAAUUUUUGGAUGCAACUGUUUCUAGGCAGCAUCCUAACCACAGAUUUUUUGUCAAAGGAUGUUCUUAUGUAUUCCACCCUGACCUUUGAUUAUGCAAUUGUUUAUACUACUAUAUAACACAGAGUUAUGUAAAU